CCCAGGAAAUACUUUGGAAUCUCGCUUUCUGAACACACAGCACCGCGGCGGUCACUCAAACUCUAGCCUAUAUCGUUUGCCUGCCUUGUUUUUAUAGGUUGUAUAAGGCAGUCCGUUUAUUUAUCUUACAUGUUUGUACUUAUUCGAUACGUAUCUCAAACAACAAGCCGUUGCCAUAGGUUACGUGUUAUGCAAUGAAAGUGACGGUGACAGAGCGACUUGUCUUAGCUUAAAAAGGCUAGCUAGCGCGGCUAGCCAAGUUAAACAAGCAGGACAGUGUCGGUGCCUAGCGGUACAUUACCGAACAAGUCGUCCCGAAGGGCUGCUCACCUAAAUAUCUCUACGUAUCCAGCUCAUUUCUUGAGUUACCUUUAUUCGUUUUACAACUUUUCCUGUUUUUUUCCAAUGGCUUUGGUAACGGCGACGAGAAGACUGGUUCACGUAACAUUACGAGAAAGUUCGCGGAGGGCGGCUGUCAUAUCAGCUGCCUCGCUUCCAACUCAGAGUCGAGCGACGUGCCUUCAAAGGGGGUUCACCACCAGCACACAGCCUCUCAGGUCAGACAACAAGGUGACAGUCCACUUUAUCAACAGAGAUGGGGAGAAGAUCACAGUGAAGGGGUCACCUGGAGACUCACUGUUAGACGUCGUCAUUGACCAAGACCUAGACUUUGAUGGCUUUGGAGCGUGUGAGGGAACCCUGGCGUGCUCCACGUGCCAUCUGAUCUUUGAGGAGGAAGUCUACAAGCAGCUGGGGCCAGUCACAGACGAGGAGAUGGACAUGCUAGAUCUAGCCUACGGCCUCACCGACACGUCUCGUCUGGGUUGCCAGAUCUGCCUCACAAAGUCUCUGGAGGGCAUGGUGGCCCGGGUGCCGGAGAGCGUAUCGGAUAUCCGACAGAGUGGGGAUGGCUCCUCCUAACCAGGCAGCCAGGAUGAGGACGUAGACGGUCAGAGCUGAGGGUACAAAACACACGCACAGGACCCACAGGAAGUGUAAAGCUGUCAAUGCUGCCAAUUCAGAUCGGCCUCCAGGGAUCGUUUUCUCCUCACUUUUUGUUUUCCAAGCAAGUAGAGCCAUCUCUAUGACCUGAGAGAAUACAGGACUGCUCUCCCUAUUCACUCCAAUUAAAAAUCACUGGGCAGAUCGAUCGAGCACAGUUAGAGCUGCGCAUGGUAAGAUGUUUUUAAUGGAAAGAGCCAUGUCUUGACAGUCUGUCUGCCCAAAUGAAAUUGUGAUGGCCAUUUCUCCGCUCACAGGACAUGACGAUUCAAAAAGCUAAAAGUGAAAUCCAGAUUGUCUGAAAUUUAAGAGUUCUGUUCAUUUUAAAUUCCCAUAACAAGCUGAGAUUUUAAGCUGUCGACCACUCGUGUUUUCAGUAAGUAUGAAAUGAUUUGUAAAGGGCAUUUUAAUCCCUGCCUGUUGAUCCGUCCUUGAAUGGGGGCAGCGUCCUGUAUUAUGUAUUGUUUUGGUCAUCAUUUGGAGGAUUCAGACGCCAGUCAGUCAGCAUUUCUACAGUUGAGCUGAAAGAGCACACAUGUUCAGAUUCACACCAACACAUUGUCAGCGACAGCUUGGUCAGAAACACACCAUCUCAUUUCAUGUCGUCUUACUUGUUAAGCAUUUGUAGGCGUAUGAAGCAGGGAGAGGAGCAUUUGAAACGUCACACAGCCACCCUGCAAACGUUUUCAGCGAUGCUCUGUUCCUCACCUGGUGUCUGUCAUCUCAGCAGGUGACUUAAUAUCCCUGAGUCAGGCCUCACUUUUCUGUUUUUGACACUUUUCCCUCUGAGGGAAUGUAUGAUUUUGUGUUGCUUUUUUAUUUUUCACAUGCUCAGUCUGCACUACACUAAUGGAAGCUCAGUUUUCAGGGGCUUUAUCUACAGUAAAUGAGAAACUGUGACUUUUUUUCCCCUACAAUUUGGUUGACUCAGAACACAAAAAACUGCUGUGAUUUUUUUUUUGGAGUGCAUCCUAUGAAAAUGUGUGAAGCAAUGCAACCAGUAAUGCUGACUGAUGAUGUGGGCGCUGACAUCCUCAAACAUAUUUUGUUUUAUUCUGUAGUAUGCAAACCCCAGUUGAUCAAAACUGUUAUGUAACCACAUAAUUUCAUCUUCAUGUGAUUGUAUAUAACUAGCAUACACACCAAUGUAUAGAGUGAGAGAUAAUGUAAUAAACAAGAUCACCUUUCUAACAGCA
Molecule: messenger RNA, 2198 nt
Organism: Myripristis murdjan (pinecone soldierfish)
Lineage: Eukaryota; Metazoa; Chordata; Actinopteri; Holocentriformes; Holocentridae
Product: adrenodoxin-like
Exons: 4
Coding region: 406-921 (171 amino acids)
Biological process (GO): P450-containing electron transport chain
Cellular component (GO): mitochondrion
Molecular function (GO): electron transfer activity; 2 iron, 2 sulfur cluster binding
Source: RefSeq, a predicted model, not a curated record